UCAUCGCUGGCCCGGCUGGCCGCCAUUUGCAUUCUGCGCCCAAUUGCGCUAUUUACGCCGAUUUACGCUAUUGCGCGGAUUGCGCCAAUGCGCUUCGAUCCCCCCGAUCCCCGAUGACAAGAUUGACAAGAUUGACAAGGACGGCACGUGUGCACGUGCGACGAAUGCGGCAAUCGAGAUCGUAACCACUACACGUUCCGCUCGCGGAACCAACGCGAUUAAAUGAUGCCUGUGUCGCAGCCAGUACGUGCCAAGAGUUUGUUACGCGCAAACUUGGAAAACUCACGCGCGCGAGUCUUACAGAGCAGAAUGCCCAACAUCAAAGUCUUCAGCGGGACUUCGCAUCCAGAUCUUGCUCAGCGGAUCGUCGACCGUCUUGGCAUCGACAUCGGCAAGGUUGUCACCAAGAAAUUCAGCAACCUCGAGACAUGCGUGGAGAUAGGAGAAUCCGUUCGUGGGGAAGAUGUCUACAUCGUACAAAGUGGAAGCGGCGAGGUGAAUGAUAAUCUUAUGGAACUUCUCAUCAUGAUCAACGCUUGUAAAAUUGCUUCUGCAUCUCGAGUAACAGCGGUGAUACCUUGCUUUCCUUAUGCGAGGCAGGACAAAAAAGACAAGGGCGGUGAUGGUGGAGACUCUAAAAAUCAGAUUGUCAUGAAGUCGAACGAGUGGAAAUUCAGGGAUAUUCCGCCUGACCUGUCUACAAGCCGUGCGCCAAUCUCCGCAAAACUAGUAGCAAAUAUGCUUUCCGUGGCUGGUGCUGAUCACAUUAUCACAAUGGACUUGCAUGCUAGUCAAAUACAAGGAUUUUUCGACAUCCCAGUAGACAACUUAUUUGCCGAACCUGCUGUCCUCAAAUGGAUUAAAGAGAAUAUCGUUGAAUGGCGAAAUAGUAUCAUUGUCUCCCCUGACGCUGGUGGUGCCAAAAGAGUUACAUCUAUCGCAGACCGAUUAAAUGUCGAAUUUGCGCUCAUACAUAAAGAAAGGAAGAAAGCGAAUGAAGUCGCCAGUAUGGUAUUGGUUGGUGAUGUUAAAGACAGAGUUGCUAUCCUUGUAGACGAUAUGGCUGACACUUGUGGUACCAUCUGUCAUGCAGCAGAAAAGCUGUUGGAAGCUGGUGCCACGAAAGUUUAUGCGAUACUUACACAUGGCAUCUUCAGUGGGCCAGCAAUUAGUAGAAUUAACAAUGCUUGCUUCGAGGCUGUGGUAGUGACCAAUACUAUCCCUCAAGAUGGUCACAUGAAAGAUUGCCCAAAGAUUCAGUGUAUUGAUGUCUCGAUGAUGUUUGCCGAAGCAGUGAGGCGGACACAUAAUGGUGAAUCUGUAUCGUACCUGUUUUCAAACGUACCAUAUUGAGAUGAAAAUCUUCCAUAAUUUUUACUUUAAACUAUGUAAGAAGAGCAUAUUCUUUUUACAUUUGUUUAUUGUUAUUGUUAGUUAAAAACUACUUCGUUUACCUGCUAGUUAGAUUUAUAUUCUGUGUGUCCUAUAAUUCCAAAUUAAAAUGACUAUUUUUUCAUGAAUUUUUAAUAGCAAAUACAUGAUUAAUUGAUAUGAAAAAUACAAAUUUUUAGAAGAUUA
This is a messenger RNA of Atta colombica, 1578 nucleotides long. It is a transcript of the gene Prps, whose product is annotated as ribose-phosphate pyrophosphokinase 1. The record is from RefSeq and is a predicted model, not a curated record. Gene Ontology annotation, molecular function: magnesium ion binding; ribose phosphate diphosphokinase activity. Gene Ontology annotation, cellular component: cytoplasm; ribose phosphate diphosphokinase complex. Gene Ontology annotation, biological process: 5-phosphoribose 1-diphosphate biosynthetic process; ribonucleoside monophosphate biosynthetic process; purine nucleotide biosynthetic process. Lineage: Eukaryota; Metazoa; Arthropoda; Insecta; Hymenoptera; Formicidae. The transcript has 8 exons. The coding region runs from base 223 to 1353 and encodes 376 amino acids.